Messenger RNA from Sphenostylis stenocarpa, 453 nucleotides. The record is from the annotation of a GenBank genome assembly. NCBI's taxonomy places the organism in Eukaryota, Viridiplantae, Streptophyta, Magnoliopsida, Fabales, Fabaceae.
AUGUGCAUAUAUCAGGCUUCUGCAUCAAAGAAAUACCCUGCUGUAACAGUGAUAGUAUUCUUCCAACUCUUAUUUUCAACCAUUCAGUGUGGAGUAUUUGCAUUAAUUGCUGUGAGAGAUUCAACUGAAUGGAAGCUCAACUUCGAUGUAGGGUUGAUGGGCAUUCUAUAUCAGGCAAUAGUUGCAACAAUGAUACGUUACCUCCUGUGUACGUGGUGCGUCCUUAAAGCAGGUCCUUUAUUUUGUGCUAUGUUCAAACCUGUGGGAAUCAUUUUCACCGUUUUCAUGGGUGUAAUCUUUCUUGCAGAUGAUUUCACUCUUGGAAGUUUGAUUGGUGCGGUUAUAAUAGUAGUUGGAUUUUAUGCUGUAUUGUGGGGAAAAUCCAAAGAGGAGAAUGAGAUUGCUAAAGGGGCUCAGAACAUGGACUCAUCGUGGCAUAAUACUAAUAACUAA